GACGCUAUGCCAUGGACCACAAAAGCCAAUGGCACGAGCGUUUAUUCGGCCAACAACUUCUCAAAUGCGAAACAAAUUCGUCGAAAUCCGGCGACUUCCUGUGCGUCGCGACGUCGGAAGUCCUCCAAAACGUCCAAAUAACCGGCGUUUAUUUCUCCUUUGCUAAUAUAAGUCAACAAAGCGACGAUUUCACCAAAAAACUCAAACUUUUAUACGAAAAACUCAACCAGGAAAAUUGUCAAAUAAAAAAAUUCCAAGUGGUGCAAGUGGUUCUGUGGGCGAAUAAUGACGUGUUUAGCGACUUCGAGAACAGUCACAGAGACAGUCUCGUGGGGCUGCCGUGGUUCGCGGUGCCCUUCAGCGAGAUCGAUUUGAAGACGCGCCUCUCCCGCCGCUACCGCAUCAAAUCCGGCGUCCCCACCCUCGUCCUCCUGGACCGCGACGGCGGCACCAUCAGCGUCUCAGCCCAGGACCGGCUCCUGGAAGACCCUCUGGGCACCUCCUUCCCGUGGCGCCCCCGUCCCGUGGAUCAAGUCCUCAAAGACGUCGUUUUACAAAAAGGCGGCACCUUCUCCAAGGAGCAUCCUUGCACCAAGUCCGAAGACUUCCGCUACAGCGACCUGCCCGACGCCGUCCGCGGGUUCUACUUUUCGGCGAAUUGGUGUCCCCCUUGUCGGGCCUUCACCCCCCAACUGGCCGAAGUGUAUCGACUUAUACGGAAGAAGGAGCCGGGUUUUGAGAUUGUCUUCGUCAGCAGUGACAGAAGCGCCGAGUCAUUCGGGGCCUCUGUGGAGGCCAUGCCUUGGUUGGUGGUACCAUGGCAACAAGCGGGGGUCAGGGCCGAACUGGCCCAAUUGUACGGAAUAAGGGGGAUCCCCACGUUGCUGCUGUUGGACCGGAAUGGCCAUAUUAUCACGAUGGAUGCCAGGACCGAACUCGCCGAGGAUCCAAUGGCGCAGAAUUUUCCAUGGAAACCGCGCGCUGUUAAUAUUUUAACCGAGCGAUUUGCUAAUAAAUUACACGAUUAUCCGGCCAUCGUCUUGUUUGUGGACGGCGAGGAAACCGAGCUCCAAUUCGCCGAAUCAGUCCUGUCCCCCGCCGCCGACUCGUACUACAAGACCCACAACAUCAACUUCAACUCUGCCCCCGAGGACUUCUUCUCCAACUGCGAGGUCGACCACUACCUCCAAUUCCUCAUCGGCCUCGACUCCGAAACCAGCGACAUCCUCCGCGACUUGAUCGGCCUCGACGACGUCGCGCCCCUCCUCGUCGCCAUCGACAUCCCCAACCGACGCUUCGCCGUCAUGGAAUACGGCGUCGAGAUCACCGUCGACGCCGUCAGCGACUUCGUCGAGCGCUUCCAGAAGGGCGACGUCAAAUUCACCGAACUGAACGAACGGGUGGGGGAAGAACACAAUUAGGGUGGCAGCCCUGCUCCAGUUAAUCAAAAGUGUACAGUUGCUUGUUUUGUAGCAUUUAAUUACGUGUAAAACACAAUUAUAUACAAAGAAUUGAAAUAAAUUAAAAAAAUUAUCUA
Molecule: messenger RNA, 1537 nt
Organism: Tribolium madens (black flour beetle)
Lineage: Eukaryota; Metazoa; Arthropoda; Insecta; Coleoptera; Tenebrionidae
Product: nucleoredoxin-like
Exons: 5
Coding region: 12-1421 (469 amino acids)
Source: RefSeq, a predicted model, not a curated record